This is a messenger RNA of Gongylonema pulchrum, 312 nucleotides long. Lineage: Eukaryota; Metazoa; Nematoda; Chromadorea; Rhabditida; Gongylonematidae. The record is from the annotation of a GenBank genome assembly.
AUGUUCCGGGAGUUCACAGGACCGGAAGUAACGUUUACUUUACUGCAGAAAUGGUGGGGAAUGAAUUUUGAUAUAGCAGCCGAGGAAAUGCGACGUCUCGAUGGUGAACCGACACAGGCCGAGAAGCUGCAGUUGUACGGACUUUAUAAGCAAGCCAUCCACGGUGAUAUACCACCCCCGGAGGAUUAUCGGAAAAAUCGUGAACAAUGUGAGAAAGAAUAUGUGAAAAUUGCUGAAGAGAUGAUCAAGAAAUAUGGACGAAAAAUUGUGCGCACAAAAUGGAAUAGCGAAGUAUGGACUGUUGAUUACUGA